AAACAAAUAGCUUGCAACAUGAACAUAUUCUUCUAUAAAUACAUAAUUAACCAAUCUGAUUAUUUCCAAACACCAGCAAACUCCUCCGCUUCAAGAGGGAUAGAAAGAAAGAAGAAGUUAGUCGAAGAUGUUUUACUAUGUGAUUAUUCUCCCCUUAGCUCUAUUUCUCUUGGCUUACAAAUUCAUCUUCACAUCCAAAACGCGGCGUUUCAACCUCCCUCCUUCCCCACCUUACUCUCUCCCCAUCCUCGGCCACCACCACCUCCUCAAACCGCCGGUGCACCGUCUCUUCCACCGCCUCUCCAAAACCCACGGCCCAAUCUUCUCCCUCCGAUUCGGCUCCCGCCGCGCCGUCGUGAUCUCCUCCUCCUCACUAGCUACAGAAUGCUUCACGGGCCAAAAUGACGUCGUUUUAUCAAACCGGCCUUGUUUCCUCACCGCAAAAUACGUCGCUUACAACUACACAACCAUCGGAACCGCUCCUUACGGCGACCACUGGCGCAACCUCCGCAAAAUCUGCUCCCUCGAAAUCCUUUCCUCCAACCGUCUCGCCAACUUCCUCCACAUCCGUAAAGACGAAAUCCGCCGCAUGCUCACGAGACUCUCACGUGACAAAGAGGUCGAGCUCGAGCCUCUCUUGUCCGAUCUAACGUUCAACAACAUAGUAAGGAUGGUUACGGGGAAGAGAUACUACGGAGACCAAGUCCACAACGAGGAAGAAGCGAAUGUUUUCAAGAAACUCGUCGCGGAAGUUAACGAUUGUAGCGGCGCGAGGCAUCCCGGAGAUUACUUGCCUUUCCUGAAGAUAUUCGGAGGGAGCUUUGAGAAGAAAGUGAAAGCUGUUGCAGAAGCCAUGGAUGAGAUAUUGCAGCGUUUGCUCGACGAGUGUAGGAGUGACAAAGACGGUAACACAAUGGUUAACCAUUUGCUCUCUCUGCAACAACAAGAACCAGAGUAUUACACUGACGUCACCAUCAAAGGCCUAAUGCUGGAAAUGAUGAUAGCGGGAACAGAUACAUCGGCCGUGACGCUAGAGUGGGCGAUGGCGUGUUUGCUAAAUCAUCCAGAGACAUUGGAAAACGCGAGAUUAGAGAUCGACGAGAAAAUCGGACAAGAACGUUUGAUCGACGAACCAGACCUCGCGAACCUGCCUUACCUCCAAAACAUUGUGUCGGAGACAUUCCGGCUAUAUCCGGCGGCGCCGAUCCUGGUGCCAAGAUCGCCUUCGGAGGAUAUCAAAGUCGGAGGAUACGACGUGCCACGUGGCACAAUGGUGAUGGUGAACGCGUGGGCGAUACACAGAGAUCCUGGUCUGUGGAAGGAACCGGAGAAGUUUAAACCGGAGAGGUUUAGCGGCGGAGAAGGAAGAGAAGACCUUCAUAAGCUGAUGCCGUUUGGGAAUGGACGGAGAUCGUGUCCCGGCGCCGCAUUAGGACAGAGGAUGGUGACGUUGGCGUUAGGGUCGUUGAUUCAGUGUUUCGAUUGGGAAAAAGUUAACGGCGAAGCUAUCGAUAUGACGGAGACUCCGGGGAUGGCGAUGCGUAAGAAAGUGCCUUUACGGGCCUUGUGUCAUUCUCGGCCCAUUAUGAAUAAGCUAUAAACCCAUUUAUGAAACAUUAAUUAACAAUGGGCAAAUUUUAUUUGAAAAAUUGGUGGAGCAAUUUGUAUUGAACAAACUCUCAAAAACAAUGGAAAAGUUACAUCUACAAUGA
Molecule: messenger RNA, 1712 nt
Organism: Eutrema salsugineum
Lineage: Eukaryota; Viridiplantae; Streptophyta; Magnoliopsida; Brassicales; Brassicaceae
Product: cytochrome P450 81F3
Exons: 2
Coding region: 128-1600 (490 amino acids)
Molecular function (GO): heme binding; monooxygenase activity; iron ion binding
Source: RefSeq, a predicted model, not a curated record